Molecule: messenger RNA, 600 nt
Organism: Diabrotica virgifera virgifera (western corn rootworm)
Lineage: Eukaryota; Metazoa; Arthropoda; Insecta; Coleoptera; Chrysomelidae
Exons: 2
Coding region: 112-516 (134 amino acids)
Biological process (GO): sensory perception of smell
Molecular function (GO): odorant binding
Source: RefSeq, a predicted model, not a curated record
CCGUGUUUGCAAAUAGUAUGUACAUAUAUAUAAGGAAGGAGGCAAAGGAUUAUGUUAUACAUUACUGAAUAUUGUUUGCUUAAGUAAUAAUAAUAAUACAAAAGAGUCAUCAUGAAGUUCUUGGUUUUUAGCUUGGUCUUUGCUGUUUACUAUGCAAAUGCAGCUAUUACUCCCGAACAAGCUGAGAAGAUCAAAAGUUUCCACAAAGAAUGUCUUCCGGAAUCCGGAGUUAAUCCCGAAUUGGUUCAAAAGGCAAGACAAGGAGAUUUCGCCAAUGACGACAAGCUAAAAGCACAUAUCUUCUGCGUCUCCAAGAAGAUCGGUUUCCAAAACGAUGCCGGUGAAAUUCAAGUGGAAGUUCUCAAAGCCAAAGUGGGUGCUGCCUUAGAAGAUCCAGCUCUUGCUGCCCAAUUGAUCGGCACCUGUGCUAAGCAACAAGCAAAUGGACCCGAAACGGCCUUUGAAACCAUAAAAUGCUAUCACGAAAAGACACCAAUUCAUCUUAGUAUUAUUUAAAUAUUUUGAUUUUGUUAUAAUAUAAAAAACUUCUUUUUUGAAGAGUUGUUACAAAUAAAUUUUUUAUCAUUACAUGUACAUAAA